AUGACGCGCGCCCAGCAGACCAUUUCCUUUGGCCUCUUGGUCUCCUCCCUCUACCUCGCUCUCUACCUCGAGCUUAUCCCUCUCCCCGCUCUCGUCCAGGAGCAGAUUGUCCCUGUCCUCCCCUUUUGGGCUCUCGUCUCCUUUGGCGCCUUCCUCCUCUUCCGUCUCGGCUUCGGCGUCGUCACCUUCAACGAUGUCCCCGAAGCGCACAAGGAGCUGAUGGAGGAGAUUAGCCAGGCCAAGGUUGACCUCCGCAAGCUCGGCGUCGAUGUCGACUAA
Akanthomyces muscarius is the source of this 279-nucleotide messenger RNA. RefSeq lists its product as uncharacterized. NCBI's taxonomy places the organism in Eukaryota, Fungi, Ascomycota, Sordariomycetes, Hypocreales, Cordycipitaceae. The coding region runs from base 1 to 279 and encodes 92 amino acids. The transcript has 3 exons. Gene Ontology annotation, cellular component: endoplasmic reticulum membrane; dolichol-phosphate-mannose synthase complex. Gene Ontology annotation, biological process: GPI anchor biosynthetic process. The record is from RefSeq and is a predicted model, not a curated record.